Molecule: messenger RNA, 3766 nt
Organism: Magallana angulata
Lineage: Eukaryota; Metazoa; Mollusca; Bivalvia; Ostreida; Ostreidae
Exons: 2
Coding region: 857-3766 (969 amino acids)
Source: RefSeq, a predicted model, not a curated record
AACUAAGUACACCUGCAUUUUAUAAAUGUAAAUUUGCAUAUCAUAAUUGUUCUGGAGACUAUACAUGUAUUUGGUAUAUUAAAUAGAUUGCAUAUUCUCUUUUGACCUAAAAAUUGAUAUUCAGCUGGCUGAAUUUCUUAGCUUUUUAAAAAGCUAACCUUGUAAUAAUUUCCAGUAGGUUGUUUAGUUUUAUUUCACAUUUAUUUGCCAUCAAAGGGAAGAUCAUGCAGACCAGCAAAGAGCAGAUCUUUCAGAGUGACUGCAUACAUUGUCAUGAAAUCAAAACUUUUUAGUGUGCAGUAAGAACUGAGAAUAAUAGCUAUGUCCUUAAAGAGAUAAAAUUUCUAACUAGUCUAUAGUUAUCUAAUGUGAACAUUAUUUUUUAUAGAUAAAAUGGGUCGACAUUCCACCAAUGAAAAAAGGCAGAAAAGAAGGGAAAAAAGACGUAAUAAAAGACUGGAAAAGGCAAGGAAAGAAACUAGCAAACCAGAAAAGUUUGAAACUGUCUCUCCUAUGAACUUGGACAUCGUAGAUGACACCUUUGAUACCACAGAAAAGGAGAUUGAACUGGAAAUCAAAGAAAGGGGAAUCAGAAUUGACGAUACAUUUGUGGCAAAAAGAAACAGAACAGCUCAAGAACUGUUUGGAGCAGAGGACAGAGAAGUGGUUAAACUUAAGAAGAUCCUAGAGGAUGAGCAACACAAAAGAGACAAAUUGUUAAGAUUUACUGAUCAUUGUAUUUUUUUAGUCAAAAAAUGUAGAAACUGUAAAUUUUGCAGGCCAUAGUGUAUCCAUGGAUGUUUCAAUUAUUUUUACUAUGAACUCUGUAUUCUUUAAGUGUUGAUAGCUAUCAAAAAUGUCAGAGAAACGUAAACUCUCAUUUUUUCACAUUGCUCAUAGAAAGAAAUUGUCUAGAAAGGAAUGUCCUGGCUGUAAACAAUCUUUUUCUAUUAGGUAUUUUGAACAGCACACAAAAGAAAAUUUUGAGAGUAGUACUAGACUUUGGAAGUGUUCGAAAACAGAUUUUGAAAAUGAACCAGAUGUACAAAUGUGUGAGCAUAUAGAUAACCAAUCUUCGUCAGAUGAUAAUCUUGCAUCAUAUAGAUUAUCUGAUGUUUUUGCUUCUUAUGUUAAGAAAAAUGUUUCACAAGAUUUUCAUGACAAUGAUAUGGACAGUGAUGAGGAAGUUUGGAAUAACAUAUCCAUCGAUGAUAUAGAUUUAGACUUGCAGACAGGUGAUACUACAGAUAACAAUACGCAUGUGGAGAAUGUUCCAAAUAAGAAUGUAAAGUUAGGAACACUUUUGAUAUGGUUUUGUAUGUUUUUGUGUACAUGGCAAGCUGUAUCUGCACUUCCCGAUUCUGCUAUGAAUCAUUUGUUAUCAUUUUUGUGGACAUUUUUUAGUCAGCUGGGUGAAGAAUCUGUCAUUUUUUCAAGUUUUGCUGCAGUUUUUCCUGGAUCAGUCUAUUUGUUAUGGAAAAAGUUAGGUCUUAAAAAAGACAAUUUUUUAAAAUUUGUUGUAUGCAGAAAAUGUUUUUCUAUAUACAAAUAUGAGGAAUGCUUUUUGAAUGUUGAAGGGCAAACUAUUUCUGGUAAAUGUUCUUACAAGGAAUUUCCAAACCAUACGCAACUUGCGAGAAGAAAACAAUGUGGAGAAUUGUUGCUAAAGCAUGUUACACUGUCAGAUGGUACUACAAAACUUUAUCCAUUUAAAUCUUAUUGCUAUAAGCCAUUACAACAAUCUCUUCAAAAUUUGGUCAGGAGGCCUGGAUUUGAAGAUAAAUGUGAAAUAUGGAGAUCAAGAAAACAACAGCCAGGAUUCAUGACUGAUGUGUAUGAUGGGAAAAUUUGGAAGGAAUUUAUGACAACCGAAAAAAGUUCUUUUUUAAAUCAUAGAAAUAACUAUGCACUAAUGUUAAACUUAGAUUGGUUCCAGCCAUUUGAGCAUGUGAAAUACUCUAUUGGAGUAAUUUAUGCUGUUAUUUUAAAUCUACCAAGACAAGAAAGAUUCAAAUUAAAGAAUGUGCUGUUGAUAGGAGUAAUACCAGAUCUCAAUCAUGAACCUUCUGUAAAUAGUUUCAUUUCUCCAUUAGUAGAUGAACUAAAGUUAGGUUGGUCAAAAGGAUUUCAACUUUUGUCAUCCAAAAGUCCUAAUGUUAAAAAAACAUUCAAAAUAGCACUUCUCUGUGUUGGUUGUGAUAUACCAGCAACUCGAAAACUUUGUGGAUUUUUAGGUCACUCAGCAUGUUUAGGGUGCUCAAAAUGUUCUAAAAAAUUUCCUGGAGAUUUUGGCAAGAGAGAUUACUCUGGUUUUGAUGUAAAUAGUUGGCCAAAACGCACAUUAGAAAAUUACAUGUCUUCAAUCAGAGAACUGAAAAAGGCUAAAACUCAGACAGAAAGAGAUAGACUUGAAUCUUCUUUGGGGGUUAGAUUUUCGAAACUAUGUGAAAUUGAUUAUUUUGAUCCUGUUCGAAUGUCUAUUGUCGAUCCGAUGCAUAAUUUAUUUCAAGGAACUGCCAAAAAAAUGAUGAAAUUGUGGCUAGGAUUAAAAGUUAUACACCCAGAACAGCUAGUCACAAUUCAAGAAAGAGUUGACUCUGUUGAUGCAGCAAGUAAUAUUGGGGCAAUUCCUCGGAAAAUUGCAUCUUCCUUCGGAGGCUUUACAGCUGAACAAUGGAAGAAUUGGACAAAUUUUUUUUCAAUUUUUGCUCUUGUUGAUAUUUUGCCUAAAACUGAUCUUGAUGUUUGGAGAAAAUUUGUAAUGGCAUGUAGAAUCUUGACAACAAAAUGUAUUUCUUUUGCUGACAUUUCACAAUUUGAUAGAUAUAUCAUUGAUUUUUGUAAAGGCAUUGAGAGGUUAUAUGGCUCUUCAGUUGUGACACCCAAUAUGCACAUGCAUUGUCACCUAUCACAAUGUGUUUCAGAUUAUGGCCCUAUUUACUCUUUUUGGCUGUUUAGUUUUGAGAGAUAUAACGGUCAUUUAGGGAAUAUGCCAAAUAAUAGUAGAGCCAUUGAAAUGCAACUAAUGAGAAGAUUUUUAAGAGAUUCAUUUGUUCAUUCAUUGGAAUUUCCAUCUCUUUACAAUGAUGAGUUUAAAAAACAUUUUCCAACUGUAGUAUCUGAAACAGUUCAUUCUGAUGUAGAAAUUUUAAAGAUCAUGUACAUGUCAAAGAGAAGUGCUCUCAUAAUUGGACAAGAUUGGCAAAUUAGCUCUGUAUUUGAAUGUAACAAGUCAUCAUGCCAUGUUUUUUGUUCAGAAGAUUAUGCUAUGCUGAAAAAAACAUAUUGUCAUUUGUAUCCCAGUGAUAAUGAACACAUUGAUUGUAUGCCCAAGUCUUUUAGAAAAUGUUCUUCAAUUACUUUUGGGGGAGAAGUGUUUGGAUCCUAUAAGUCUCGUCACAAGCGCUCCUCUUAUAUUAUGGCAUACUGGCAUGAUAAUGAUGGGAAAAUUAUCAGUGACGUAGGCUCAGGUGACCUUCAACCAGGAAUCAUUCAGUAUUUUGUUCAACACAAUCUCCUAAUGGGCAAUGAAAGUAGAGUCCAUUUGUUUGCAAAAGUUUUCUGGCUUAUGCCAUUUCCAAAUGUUUACAGAUUUCAUUGUGGCAAGCCAGUUGAGAUUUGGAAAAAAAAUAUUUACGACACCUUUGGACCGUCUGCUUUUAUUCCUGUACAGAGAAUCUUUUGUAGAUAUAUUUGUGCAGAAGGAAAACUGUACAACAAGAGCGUUUCAUAUAUUUGUCCUAUUAUGAAGGGUAUGAAUGUGUAG